GGCUCAGAUCGCUAUCGAACUCCAGCUUGAGGUGGCAGGCUCGCACGAGCUGGGCUUGUUGACAGCCCUUCCCGUCAGGGCUCAGGGCCUCGGGCUCCGCUCAUCUCUGUUUCUUUACCCCUUCCCUUCUCUCUGACUCUCCUCUUCCUUCCCUGGCGGCGACGACUGGGCGAGCGGCGGCGCCAUUCAUCACGUCUUCGCCCAGCCCUUUGCCGGCGACGAGCAUCCACCAGUAGUAGUAACCGGUGGUUUCAGCCAGACAACAAUCAUGAGUCUUGCUUGCCUUGUAUGCCAUGGCAUGAACAGCCCCUCGCACUCUCUUAGAAGCUACUCAGUGUCGAGUUCAGAGGAGGAGAGCCGAUGUGGAGCUGCUGUGGCCUGCUUAGCUCGAAGAGUAACGCCAGCUGGAACUUCUAGUGUUGGCACAUCAAAGGUGACCCCGUUUCCACCCAUGGUGACUGCUCAAAGCGCAGAGGGCACUCCACGCCUUCAACGCAGCCAUGCUGUGUCCAGGGACCUUGUUAGGGAUUGGAACUUUGAUGAAGUAAUUCUCGCAAAUUAGAGUAGCCUUAGUUCUCAGCUGGACUUUGUGCUACUUAUCUGGGAGGAGAUUCCUUCAUUUGAUGUACAUUUUUUCCUAGUAGACAUCUUGAAGUCCAUGUUAUCGUAUACCAAAAUGACUUGCUGAGAAAAUGCCCGAGAGGUGGUACCUUUCAGGAGCUAUAUUGGAUUGUUGCAGUUCUAUAUGGUCGCCUACCUGUGUAGCUAGGAUAAAUGUUUAGGGUUCCCUUUUCUAUUUUCCAACAUGGAUAAGUUGUCAUGUACCUUUAUGUAUAUUAUGAACGAAUCCAACUUCCAACCUCUGUCUAGUAUUGAAAACUAAAGUUCUGUUUUGUUGUA
This is a messenger RNA of Panicum hallii, 900 nucleotides long. RefSeq lists its product as uncharacterized. The coding region runs from base 269 to 562 and encodes 97 amino acids. The record is from RefSeq and is a predicted model, not a curated record. The transcript has 2 exons. NCBI's taxonomy places the organism in Eukaryota, Viridiplantae, Streptophyta, Magnoliopsida, Poales, Poaceae.